Gossypium arboreum is the source of this 3858-nucleotide messenger RNA. Its product is annotated as probable helicase MAGATAMA 3. The transcript has 20 exons. Gene Ontology annotation, molecular function: helicase activity. Lineage: Eukaryota; Viridiplantae; Streptophyta; Magnoliopsida; Malvales; Malvaceae. The record is from RefSeq and is a predicted model, not a curated record. Bases 195 to 2654 code for a protein of 819 amino acids.
ACCCAAAUCAUCUCACAACCCAAAAGAAACAGAAAACCGUAACCCAAACCUAACCAAAAUUUGGUGCGUAAGAGCCGAGCUCUAAAGCUCCGAAUGCAGUGAUCGUCGCUUAAACCUUCCCUUUGUUAAACCCACAUAUUUCCUUCCCAGUCUCUUUCUACUCUCCACAACCGAAGAGGAGGGGGAAAAAAGCCAUGGCUGUGGACAAAGAUAAGCUUCAAGAAGAAGCUUCCAUUGUUCGUUUUUGUAAAAUUAUUCUUGGCUGGGACUAUUUUCGCCUCCUCAAAUUAUCUAGAAAAAAUAACAAAGAUGAGGCGACGUCGGCUUUAAAAGAAGUGAAGGAUAGCUACAAAGACGUUGAUGAUUAUUUGGCUACUUUCGAGCCGCUUUUGUUUGAGGAAGUCAAAGCUCAGAUUGUUCAGAGAAAAGAUGAGGAGGAAGUGACUGAUUGGAAGCUAAGGCUGGUUAUGGAAUGCAAUGAGGCUGAUGGAUUUUACUUACCUGCGAUUACUUAUGAAGCUGAGGAGGAAGAAUCGAUAUCACAGAAUGACCUUUUGCUGCUUUCAAAAGAGGACUUUAAAGAGGGUAGUAAGAAACUCCCAACAACAUAUGCAUUUGCAUUGGUGGAACAUAGACAAAAGAAUCAGCUUAGACUCAGAAUGUACUUAGCUGGCGAGUUCACACAAGUAAAUCCUGAUGUUGAAAAGAGUUCUGCAAGGCUGGCGCGUAUGCAAGCCCUUAUCACUUCUACUGCUAAUGCAGUGGACAAACGAUUGUUCAGUAUAAAGGUUUGUAGUUUAUCAACUAUAGCGCGUGAAUAUAUAGCUCUGCGAUCAGUUGGUUCUCUUCCUUUCAAGGAUUUAAUACUUAAAGCAGCAGAAAGAGAUCCCGGUUCUGAAGACCAAUCCUGGAAAAUUUCUGGAUCCCUAAAAGAUUAUUUUAAGGAGAAUCUUAACAAAUCUCAACAGGAAGCUAUACAUGCUGGUCUGUCUCGUAAAUCCAUUGUCCUGAUACAGGGGCCACCUGGAACAGGGAAGACACAGACCAUCCUUGGACUUCUAAGUGCUAUUUUGCAUGCAACUCCAGCAAGAGUACACUCGAAGGGUGUAUUGCUUGAGCUAAAUCUUGGACCAGAACUACCCAUUGAAGAAAAAUACAAGCAUUGGGGACGAGCUUCUCCAUGGUUAAUGAAUGCUAAUCCCAGGGAUAUUAUCAUGCCUAUUGAUGGUGAUGAUGGUUUCUUUCCUACCUCUGGAAACGAGAUGAAGCCAGAAGUUGUUAAUUCCAGACGGAAAUAUCGCCUACGGGUGCUGGUAUGUGCACCAUCAAAUUCUGCUCUUGAUGAGAUUGUGUUACGUCUUUUAAAAACCGGUGUUCGUGAUGAAAAUGUUCGCGCAUAUACUCCUAAAGUUGUUCGCAUUGGUCUUAAACCACAUCAUUCUGUCGAGGCAGUCUCCCUGGAUUACCUUGUUAAUCAAAAGAGGGAGUUGGCUGGUGAUAAGCCGAAACAAUCUUCCACAGCAAAGGAUAUAGACAGCCUUCGUGCUGCAAUUUUAGAUGAGGCUGUCAUUGUCUGCUCCACGCUCAGCUUCAGUGGUUCAGCAUUGCUUUCUAAACUUAGUUCUGGUUUUGAUGUUGUUAUAAUUGAUGAAGCUGCCCAAGCUGUGGAACCUGCCACUCUUCUUCCUUUGUCCAGUGGCUGCAAACAAGUAUUUCUGAUAGGUGAUCCAGUUCAAUUACCUGCUACUGUAAUUUCACCCGUUGCUGAGAAAUUUGGCUAUGCCACGAGUUUGUUCAAGAGAUUUCAGAGGGCUGGUUAUCCUGUAAAGAUGCUUAAGACUCAGUAUCGAAUGCAUCCCGAGAUAAGAAGCUUUCCUUCAAAAGAGUUCUAUGAUGAGGCGUUAGAAGAUGGAUCAGAUGUCGAAGAUCAAACUACUCGUGAAUGGCACAAUUACCGCUGCUUCGGACCAUUUUGCUUUUUCGAUAUACAUGAAGGGAAAGAGUCACAACCCUCAGGAAGUGGGUCCUGGGUAAAUACUGAUGAGAUCGAGUUUGUCCUUGCCUUGUACAAUAAAUUGAUAACAAUGCACCCAGAGCUUAAGUCGAGCUCUCAAUUUGCUAUUAUAAGCCCUUAUAGACAUCAAGUCAAGCUUUUACAAGAGAGAUUUCAGGAAACUUUUGGGGUGGAGUCCAAAAGGGUUGUGGAUAUUGGUACCAUUGACGGUUUCCAGGGACGGGAAAAAGAUGUUGUAAUAUUUUCUUGUGUGAGGGCUAGCAAAGAUAGAGGCAUAGGCUUUGUGUCUGAUUUUCGGCGAAUGAAUGUCGGAAUCACCCGAGCAAAGUCUUCUGUACUGGUGGUUGGUUCAGCAUCAACGCUGAAGAGGGACGAGCAUUGGAACAACCUAGUAGAAAGUGCUGAGGAGCGAGGAUGCUUAUUUAAGGUAGGGAAGCCUUAUACAUCAUUCUUGAAUGAUGAAUAUCUAGAAUCGAUGAAGGUUAUUAACAAGGAUGCACAAAUGAUGGAAGAUAUGGAUGAUCUUGAUAAUGAUAAUGUAGCAGCCUAUAAUAUGGCUGGAGAUGCUGAUCAAGCUCCGGUGGAAGACAAUGAUUAUGGAGAUGGAGAUGGAGAUGUAGGAGGAUAUGAUGAUGACUGAACACAACUAUCACAAUAGGUAAGCUUUUAUGCAUGCUUUAUUCACCAUCUAGAAUUCUAAUCAGAAACCCUUUUAUUUUGGUUCUUUGCUUUCAUUGCUUGGUUGGCAAUCUAAAUCACCUUAUUUUACUAAGAGCUAUAGAUGGGUUUCUUAGGGGAAGGAAUGUUAAUAACAUUAUCCACUUAAAAUUUGUCACGUCGAUUCCUCUACCUUCUCUUGUUGACCACUUGUUUGGUUAGUCCCCGCUUAAAAUAUACUUUUGUCAGUAAUAAUUUUUUCUUUUUCUUUUUUCUUUAAUGUGUAAAUAUUUAUAUAUAUUAUAAGAGCCGAUAAACGUGUUUUGCACUACAAAAAUCUAAUUGAAUUUUUAUGAAACAAUAAAUUUUUCUUAUUAAUAUUAUCUUAAUGAGUGAUACUAAGCUGAGAUUUUGUUAUUUAUUUGUUUAUGUUUUAAGGACAGAUUUUGUUUAGUUGAAAUAAGAAACUAGGUUCAUUCUGUGUACUUACUGGUUAUGCUUUAUGUUUGGGAUUUAUUUUCUCUUUAAUUUGGCAUGAUUUAUGAUUUGAUAUUUUUAUUAGUAGAUCUAAAUUGAUGAUAUUGUUAAAAGUAAUAACAUGAUUUUUUUAUUAUUUGAAAUUUUUAAUCAUAUUUAACAAACAAUAUUAAACAUGAAAUUUACGUAUUGUUUGAAGGUUUUUUUAAAAAAAAGAAAUAUGGAGUCAUUUAAACUUAAGAAAGAUCAAAUCAUAUCAAUGUAAAAAAAUAAAAUGAAGAUUAAAAUUAAAAUUAUAAUUAGAAAGCAUUUAAUAGCAUGGCAUAGACGCCACUGGAAAAACAGAAAUAGGAUGAGAGAAAGAAACUUGCCAGUUUGAUUUAAGAUUAAGAACAGAGAUGCACAUGCAACUUUACAAUGGCAAUUAGAACUUUCUUUCUUGUCUUUUUUCUUUUUUCCAUUUUUUCCCCUUCCUUCAAACCGAAGAAACCAAUACAAAAAUCAGCAAAAUCUUAGGUUGGGAACAGGGGAUGGGCUAAAGGGUAGCAACAAAAAAUUGAAAUUCCCAUUUAGAAUCUUCUCAUCAUCAUCAUCUUCUUUGCCUAAGCUUUACCUUUUUUUCCUUUGUAAUACUCAAAACCACGUGCAAUGUCCUGAAUUCUAGCCUUCCUCCUCCCCCUUCCCCCCCCCUUUUUUUUUUCUUUUUCAAU